AAUUAUAUAGGCCUGUCUGUAUUGGGUGACGAACACACGAGAAGGCUACUGGGCUGAUAUAGGGACAAUCGAAAUUUUAUCAGAAGAUCGUGUGCAGGUUUAAGGAAGUGUUCAAGGCCCUCUAGACUUUUUCGUGACAUUCUUUCAAAUUGAUUAUCUUUCUGUUUGGUGUUGGGACCGCAGGCGGUUUUAUUCCGUAUUUUCCAUCAUUAUCUCGAAACUUCCCGAUACCACCGACUAUAAAUAGGAUACAAAGAUCUGACGCGAUAUUGUCCAAGCUGAUCUUUUAUUUGAUGCAUUCUGUUCUGAGUCGGUUAUUUGAGAAUCUUGCUGAGUGGAUGCAGGACUAAGGUUGGCACAUUGUUUCCUUAUACUGUAUAAAACGAACACGGGAACAUUCGGGAUUAAAAAUUGUGUCGAAGUCUUGAGUCAGAUAUUGUGAGUUGUCCGAUUCUAAAAAAAGAACCCUGACAUUUUUCAUUGGGUCAUUAAAUUUAUCAUUCUCGGAUGCCAAGAGUAACGAUGGAGUGUAUUCAUGCGGCAGUAUAGCGCCGCGGAAGACUUGAUGGACCUUCUGCAGGUCGCCACUUCUUUAUGAAAGAGAACUGACUGUUGAGGAAUUAUUAACAUAAAGGCGCAGAAAGGGAAGAUUUCAAGAUGGUCAUAAACGGCCAACAGAUCGCGUUUGUCAUCGUUCUCCUUGCAAUUGCGAUGACUACAACCACAGUACUGUCAGCUACAACUGUGUCAACAGCACCAGCAACAACAACAACAGCGGAGACUGUUAGCACAACCCACCCAAGUUCUCCAGUGACAACAGCAACAUCGGUGACGACGACAGCAUCCGCCACCACCUCUACGCCUGCUGCUACGGUACUUCUGGCAGUUGCGGGACUAGCAGUGUCUAAUACGAGCACAGCGGGACUUACUCUGACAUGGAUUAAACCAGUUGGUGAUGGUCAUGUCUACACUGUCUCAUAUAAGCGGGAGGACGGUCCAACAAAUAGUAACAGCACAGAGGCAGAGACUUUUGAGUUCUCCGGUCUACUGCCAGGUUAUAACUACACUUUCAAUGUCACAUAUGAGGUCAAAAAUGCAACUGAGGAGAGCCCAGCAGCAUGGAUAGCAUUUGUAUUAGCUCCGGAGGAACCGAAAAACAUUACGGUCUUGCAAUAUACGACUGCACUGACUUUGACCUGGGAGAAACCUGCUGGUAAGGUGGACAAAUAUGUAUUCAGCCUAAAUGGCACAAUCAAGGGGAAUACUACCACAGAGAAGUUAGAAGUCACCGGACUAUUGGCUGGGACCAUCUACAUGAUUGGCAUCAGCUCUGUUAGCAAUGGAAAGGAAAGUCAAGAGGAAGUCCUGCAUGCUGCUACGAGACCAGAGCAGCUCGUAAAAAUGUUAAAGGCAGAGGAAUCAACUUCAUCAAGCGUCUUGCUGACGGUCAUUUUAUAUAGGCUUAACCCGGACUAUAUGAUAUCCAUCCACUAUAAAAUCGAAUAUGGUACUGAACAUACUUAUAGUAUCCAGCGUUUCCCCAUGCCGGCCAGCGGAGAUGCUAAUGUCAAUGUCACUAACCUCUCCCCUGGGACAAAAUAUUCGUUCACUGGAUAUACGGAAUUACAUGCAGUCGAGUCGGAACUUUCAACUGGUAGUUCAGCUUUCGAUAGUUUUUAUACCCGUAACAGCUCCUCCGAGGAGAAAACUACCGUCAAUAUUUUCGUGAGGAAAGCUACCAAGUUUGGGUACGCUGCUCCUCAGAACCUUACAGUCAAUGAAAUGACGCGAGGCACGACUCAAGUUGGAAUAACCUGGGAUCCAUUCGGUGACUUUACGGAAUUCGUCUUGCAUUGCAACGACACUGCGGAGGUAGCAGUGAAAACGACCAGUGGAGAAUGCAACAACCUCACCCCUGGAUCUAUUUUCACAGCCUAUGUUGUUACCAAGGCUAAUAAAGAUAUUUUUCAAUCUGAACCAUCUGAGAUACUGACUAGUAUUACAGUUCCUCUACAACCAAAGACAUUCACCGCUUCUGCCUCGACCUCGACCACCAUCCAUCUCGCUUGGACAAAAGACGAAGGCAAUUUGAGGAACUGGAUGUUAAAAAUGGAUCCUGCUGAAGGUUCAACAGAAUUCUCAUUAUCUCUGGAGAACACCCAAACAACACAUUAUAUUGAUGGCCUGACACCAGGAAGAUUGUUCAACUUUAGCAUGUUCGCCCAAAGCAAGGACCCAGUGACUAAUGAGACAUUUGAUAGUUCGGUCACUUUUGUUGACGAAAGGACAUAUCCAGAAGUACCCGAGAACAUAACGAUUCUCGGUACAAGUGAAAGCUCACUGGAUGUAGCCUGGGAUGCACCAAAUGGUGAUGUGAGCUUCUAUAAUGUGACAGUUUGCCCCGCUGAUAGUAGUUCACCUUGCAAACCUGCCGUGAACACCACGGGCACAUCAUUCAACCUUACGAACCUGGAGCCUGCUGGACUGAAGUGGACUGUCAAAGUAACAGCUGUGAGUGGUAAAAAGGAAAGCCAGUCAAGCCUUGACCAAGAUACGUUUACCUAUCCCCUACAGCUACUCUCCCUAAUCAUUGACGACGUGAUGACCACAAAUGUCACACUGACGUGGAAACACGAUUCUGGCGACAAGGCAGAAACGCUCCUUCUUCGCUGGGAACCACAGACCAGUACCGGGCCAAUGAAUUUCCCUAGUACCAGUGCUUCCCAAGUCAUUACUGGCCUUACCCCGGGACAGGGAUACGUGUUCUUCAUGAAAGCAAUGUCUGGCCAGUGGAACAGCACAGAGAUCAACAAUGCCACGACGAUGGUGCCUGUCAGCCCAUCAAAUCUGAUGGCAACCAUAACAAAGCCCCACCAGUUGGCAGUAUCUUGGAACGUCACCGAAGGCCUUUACGACUCCUUCAUGGCUUCAAUCAACCCAGGACCAAGUAAUGGCUCAGCAACCAUUGACACCAAUACCACAGACGCUGAGUUCAUAAACCUGGUUCCCGGAACAGAAUAUACUGUCACCGUCUUCACCAAAGCUGGUGACAGGGAAAGCGAAACUGUCUGGCAGUCUUUUAAUACUAGUGAAACAGAACCAGGUCCGCCUCGCAAUCUUACUCUUGUUGAACCAGCAAACAGUCGCUUCUUCACUGUGAGGUGGGAAGACCCUUUGAAGAAAAAUGGUUGGAUUGAGCUCUACGUGAUUUCUGUUGCACUGCCCUCCGGUGUUCUGUUCAGUCUAAAUACUUCUAAGAAUGAGACGACAGAGAGGAAGAAGACGAUCAUUGGGUUAACGCCGGCGACGGAGUACACUGUAUAUGUUAAAGCUGUCAACGGUGCUGGUGCGGGACAGACGUCAGAGAAUAUUAGUGUCACGACAGGCGAGGAAGCCUCUGGUGUAGUAUCCAACCUUACCGUGACUAAAGACACGGCCUUCUCUAUGAUGAUUUCCUGGGGUCACCCACUCGUUCCACACGGCAACAUUCUACAUUACGUUCUUGAAGUCAGGUUAUCGACAGGGGAAGCCAAGUGCCAGCAGGUCGUCCUCUUUAACUGCUCUGACUGUCCCGCGAUGAACGAAACAGAUGCUGUCUUGGGAAAGGUGAUUACACCCUGCUACCCACGAGACAACGAUGUCCGUGUUGAUGGAGUCGGAUAUCAAGACGAGGCAUCUGUAACUUAUAACGUGGCGUCUCUCUCGCCCUUCACUGAGUACAUAUUUACGGUGUACCCCGUCAGUCGACCUGGGCUGGGCAACCUGACGUCUGUAACAGAGACAACUGAAGAAUAUUAUCCUGGCAUGGUUGGUAGCAUCAAUGUCACUGACAUUACAAGUACAACGUUCGUCGUGUCCUGGGCAGCCCCAGAAGAACCCAAUGGAAACAUUAUGAACUACAAUAUAUCCACGGAGGAUAUUUCCACUGGCGACACUGAAUUCUUUUCUACGGAUUCCACACAGACGUUGAUAGACAACCGUAAGAUGUUUAGUGACUAUAAUGUCAAGGUCCGGGCUAACACGAAAAUUGGUCCGGGGAACUGGAGUGAGGAGCAACUUGUCAGAACAGAAGAGGGUGCACCGGCUGAGGUACAGAAUCUCACUGCUGAAGCCAGGAGCUCAUCUUCGCUGGCAUUGUCGUGGGAACAGCCUGCUGAAUUGAAUGGUAUCCUGAGAAAUUACGUCAUUAACUACACAUACAAAGCUGACUUUGAGGACAUCACAAACUCGACGGAAGUUUCCAAUGCAACUACCAACUACAUCCUUGACGGCCUGACGAAGUGGACAUUUUAUAAUGUUGCCAUUGCUGCUGUCACGGUGAAGGCAGGGCCAUCUAGAUCCCUUGUGGUGAGGACUGACGAGGACGUGCCGGAUGGACCUCCAAAAAUGGUAGAAGCAGGCGACGUGACUUCCACGUCAAUCAAGUUGUCAUGGCAGCCGCCGGAAACACCUAACGGAUUCAUCACAAAGUACACAGUUGAAUACAAAGAUGUUGAUGCACAACCCAAACGAUCCAAAGAAACUACUGAUAAUUCAACCAGCCUUGUCAUAGAUGGUUUGCAGAGUCACAAAUUGUAUGCCUUUUCCGUUUGCGCUAAUACGAGCAAAGGCCAAGGUCCUUGCAGUGAUGAAGAGGAAUGGCGAACGGAUCAAGACAAACCCUCACCACCACAGGACGUACUGGUCGUAGAUACAAACUCGACCUACUUCAUAAUCAGAUGGGAAUCCCCAGCCACACCUAAUGGUAUUAUCCUAGAGUAUGAGGUUAUUGCCACAAUGCUAGCUGAUAGUACCGAGACGAAAAACACGACCAACCAGACAGAACUAUUGAUCGUUGAUCUCACGCCCUAUAACAACUACAGUAUCAAAGUCAGAGCCAAAACAAUCAAGGGCUUCGGAAACUGGAGUGAUGUCAUCUAUAAAGUAACAUUAGAAGAUCUCCCCGAUGAACCUCAAACGCUGACAGCAGCUGAAGUCCAGCCUUACGCACUGGUCCUAAAAUGGGAUGCACCUUUGAGGCCGAAUGGUAUCAUCAUUAAGUACACCAUCAAAUAUGGAAUGAAAAAUGGUAACAUCUCCACGGCCAACGUGAACGGUACAGUUACCAGUAUAAGGAUCGGAUCACUUUUGGCAUGCCGUUCUUACGACUUUAAAGUUGCAGCACACACGAAAGUUGGACCUGGAAAUUUCUCGGUCCUCAAAGUUAGCACUUCAAAUAACACACCGAGCAAACCGUAUAACCUUGACCUCAAGCCACUAACAUCCACCUCCCUGCGAUUGAUAUGGACGAAACCUAACGAAACAUGCGAGGCUAAGUACACAAUAAAGGUUCGUGAGGACAAUCCAGUUGGAGAGGACAAGUUGUUGGAAACACGACCAGAAUUUAAUAUCGUGGAUAACGGCGCACCUCCAAGGACUUCUUCAGUUGACAUAACCGAUCUCCGCAUAUACACAUUGUACUACAUUGAAAUCGAAGUGGUGAUUGGCAGUAAAAGAAACGUUUCAGACAAGACGGAGAAGAUUAGAACAAAAGAGUUUUUUGCUGGGCCAGUUACUGACUUCAAGACAAGGGUGUGCGACGACUGCUAUACAAGUGUCCAGGCAGAAUGGAAACCUCCGUCGAGAGAGAAUGGCAAGAUAACCUUUUACAUAAUCACAUGGAAACUUGAGGGUUUUGACAAAGAAUAUGACAAGUCUCUCCCAGCAGAAAGUGUUUCCGUCAACAUCACAGAAAACAUUUGGUCUGAGACAAAAUAUUUAUUCACGAUUCAAGCUCAAAAUGGUGCUGGCCUUGGUAAUAAGUCCUUUUCAAACGUCGAGAUCGGAUCCGGGCCUGCCGUACCAGUCUUCACCGAUCCUGCCAUGAUGACGCGGACCAUCGCGAAAGAUACGACAGAUGUGGAGGUAGAUAAAUGGCAGCAGUUCGCGAUCAACCUUGAAGAACAACUCUUUGAUAUGAAGAAUGGAGAAGUCACGAAAAUAGGCGUGUUUGUGGCCGAGUCAAAGAAUGGAAACAAGAUACCUAAGGUAUUGAAAAUACCCGAUUAUCAAUUUCCUACAUGGCAUGACACCCUUGGUGCCGACGGCAACCCGAAGGCAACAUACUACAUGAUAAAACCAUGGGAACAGCCUCCGAGCUCAUGGAAAAAAGUAACCCCGUCCAGGAGACGCCGUGCAAUCGCUCCGAACAUCGUGAUCAUAGGUGAAAACACUGCGGGUUGUUCAGGCAGUAACGGUGAACAGCAAUACUGCAAUGCCCCACUUCAGCCAGAUACCGAGUACUGUGUUGCGGUUGGUGCUUAUACAAAAUGGGGAUUUCACAGAACGCCGUGUGCCGAGUUCAGAACCGGAGCUGCGCCUUUCCCACUAACUGCAGUUGUAGCUGGCGUCACCUGUGCUCUCCUUAUCAUCAUUAUGAUUAUCAUCAUAGUGUUCAUCGUAAAACGCAAAAGGCGAAAACGAGGAGACCGUGAGACAAGUGAUGGUGUAAUGAUUGAAUUGGGCACCAAAACACCGCUGAAUGGAGAAGAUAAUGAUGCUUUUAUUAUCACUGAUGAAUCCGGUGAUGAGGUCACUGUCGAAAAGCCUCCUCCUAUCAACGUGCGUUCCUUCCCCGCCAUUGAAAGUCAAAUGCACCACGACAAUGACAAGCUACUCAAAUGGCAAUUCAAACUUCUGGAGAAGGUCAGUCCAUAUCACACGAGCGAGAGAGCUGUCGAAACCGCGGCCGUCAAAGCAAAGAAUAGAUAUAUCAACAUACUACCAUUUGAUCACACAUUGGUGCGCCUGAAUAUGCCGGAGGGUGAAUCUAGACCAGAAGCAGGUUACACCAAUGCUAAUUAUAUCCCAGGCAAUAACCACAGAAAAGAGUAUAUGGCGUGCCAAGGUCCCUUGAAUCGGACAAUAGAUGACUUCUGGCAAAUGGUCUGGGAGCAGAAUAUCUCAACGAUCAUCAUGUUGACCAAAUGUGUAGAGUCGGGGAAGGAAAAAUGUGCUCGGUACUGGCCUUCAGACCAGCAUCCAGUAAUCAGAGGUGACCUUCAGGUUCAGUUACAGUCCGAGUCCUUUAUGGAAGACUAUGCUAUCAGAAUUUUGGAAUUAUCAGACUUACAGUCAGAGAAAACGCGCAAGGUCAUGCAGUUCCACUUCUUAAGCUGGCCAGAUUGGGACAAGCCGGACUCGGCUUACUACCUACUCAAUUUCGUCGAUGUGGUCAAAAAUCAUCGGCGAACGAGUGACACUGGUCCAAAGCUGGUGCACUGCAGUGCUGGGAUUGGAAGGACCGGAACAUACAUUACAGUGGAACGCUUACUGGAGCAGAUAACCAGACAGCCAAAGAUAAGCAUCUUUGACACUAUUUUGGACUUGAGGGAAAGUCGGAAAGGAAUGGUGCAAGGGGUGAAACAGUAUACGUAUAUCCACGAAUGCCUCAAAGAUGCCAUAGAACAGAGACUAGCCCGAAAGCAGAUUCACAAAUCAUCACCUACAAUUGCCUCGCAGAACGGGAACAUGCAGUGCUGAUGUCUCCAGGUCGGAACAUUGCUUGAUAAGACAGACACCAGUGAAUGACUACUUAGUAGCCUAUUUUUUGAGCAUAUCGCCCACGAUAAACAAUGUAUUGUGGCUAUAUAGGCGACAAAUGGCAGUUUUCAAAAGCACAUUGCUACAUUUUCUCUCCACAGUUAUCCUGGUUAUCGGUUCCGAGAUUCUAGCUCGGCCUAUUUGAAAAACAUGACGUUUUCGGGCUGAUUUGAUGACCGACCUAUUUAUCAACUUGGUCGAUGAAUCGAAAAUAUCAGAAAUGAUAUUUAAGCAUAAUUAGAAUAAGCCCGUCCUCUCUGCAGAGACCCGGAUAGUGAUCUCAGUCAUGUCUGAUCAAACGUCAUCUUAACUUCCUAGUACAAACUUCCUAGUUUACCAUAUCAAUGCUGAUUAAAAUGUAUAUAUCUUUUUUUGAUGGUGCUUAUUACUCGAGAUAUGGACAACACUACUAUUUAUUGACAAGUUACUCAAGAUAUGGACAACAUUACUAUUUAUUGGCAGAGACCUGGAUGUAUAGCUCCUUGGCAGAGAUGCUGGAACAUCAACUUGGCCCUGUCCAUGGGUUCUUAAGGCCACUGUGUCACAUGUAACAUAUUCAUGUAGCGAGUGCUUGAUUUAAGUAUUUAUCAUUCAAGUGAAGGAUACGUGUUCAUUUAUGUCAUGUAUCUAUAAGUAAAUGUAUAUAAGUGUGCAUGUGUAGCCAAUGUAAAAAUUAACCCAAGAAUACAGCAAUUUAACACUAUCUUAACAAAUAAGGUCAAUAAAAGCUUUCACCAAAUUGAA
Messenger RNA from Lineus longissimus, 8325 nucleotides. RefSeq names its product receptor-type tyrosine-protein phosphatase eta-like. NCBI's taxonomy places the organism in Eukaryota, Metazoa, Nemertea, Pilidiophora, Heteronemertea, Lineidae. The record is from RefSeq and is a predicted model, not a curated record. Bases 658 to 7521 code for a protein of 2287 amino acids. The transcript is spliced from 39 exons. Gene Ontology annotation, biological process: protein dephosphorylation. Gene Ontology annotation, molecular function: protein tyrosine phosphatase activity; protein binding.